Messenger RNA from Malaya genurostris, 2196 nucleotides. RefSeq names its product choline transporter-like protein 1. Gene Ontology annotation, cellular component: membrane. Gene Ontology annotation, biological process: transmembrane transport. Lineage: Eukaryota; Metazoa; Arthropoda; Insecta; Diptera; Culicidae. Bases 269 to 2131 code for a protein of 620 amino acids. The record is from RefSeq and is a predicted model, not a curated record. Gene Ontology annotation, molecular function: transmembrane transporter activity. The transcript is spliced from 8 exons.
UGCCGGAACGGAAUUCAGUACUGGUAGUCUUGCAUCGACCGUAGAACCGCGUACAGGAAAGCAUUAGGCAUCAACGUAUAAUCGACAUUGCGAUAAAUUGCGGUAGUCUAUCGUCAGUGACAAUGAAGAAAUUUUUGUCGGUGCAGAUUUUGUAAAGCAAGUUGAAAUGGUGCAUUAGAAAUAGCGAAUGCGAUAACGUCAUACAAUAUGGAAUAGCUAGUGCGAUUCGAUUCAAACUUGCGGCUAUAAGUGUCACUGUGGGGCCAUAAUGUUUUGCUGCUGUAUCGGUAAUCGUUCCGACAAAGUCUCACCCGGAGAGUCAGUACAGCAGUCAACAUCUUCAUCGCCGAAUCGAGACGAUGCCAACAUACUUGACAAAAGCCGUCACUGCACCGAUUUGCUGUUCAUCGCGAUCAAAGCCGCCUUCAUAUUAAUACUGCUGGUGCUAAUUAUCUACUGCAUGGCAUUUGGAGACAUAUACCGGAUCAUAAAUGGAUACGACGAUUGUGCCAACGUGUGUGGACGCGACAAUAGGCCCGAUAAAGAUCUUUCGUGCAAGGGUACGGAUCGUACCGAGCAAAAGUAUUUGCUGGUCGAGUCUUCCGGUGUGUCUUCAGAUCUACAUCGACAGUGCGUGUCACGAUGCGAGGACAUCGAGGGAUACAAACCAUUUCUGAACCGGUGCAUUCGGAAAGACAAUCCCGCCGAAGAUGUCGCUACCCGUACCGGUUUGAGGAACUACUUCCAGGAGGUUUCCGAGGAUCUUGAAUCGUGCUACAUCGAGAUACUGUGGUUGUGCCUGAUAGCGUUCGUCUUCUCACUGUUGACGCUAGUUCUGCUUAGAUUUGUACCCGGUUUGAUAGUCUGGUUAGUGCUGUUAGCUGUUGUAGUCGUCUGCUCCGUUGGCACUCUCUGGUUGUGGCUGAAAUGGAACUUCGAAACGAGCAAUAUGGCUAAGGAAGCCAGCGAAGGAACUAAGAUGAGAAUCAACAAUUAUCUGUACUAUGCGAUAGCCGCAACAGUUGCCACGAUUCUCGUAUACCUGGUGAUACUCGUGAUGAGAAAAAGGAUUAAGCUGGUUGUGCAACUAUUUCGCGAAGCGGGGAAAGCCAUCUCGAACAUGCCGUUUCUUCUGCUGGAACCUAUUGUGACUUUCAUAUCCAUAGCCGUGGUCAUUACUUUGUACGUAUAUUUCACCAUGUGGAUCGAAAGUUCGGGAAUGUUGAAGGUAGAGAACAAUCAGAGCGCAAAGUACGAAAAGGAUUCGACAAUGCUCUUCACCCGAUGGUACAACCUGUUGGCUUUCUUCUGGAUCUGUCAAUUCAUAAUCGGAUGUCAACAUAUGGUCAUAGCAGGGGCAGUAGCUUAUUGGUUCUUCUCCCGCAAUAGAUCCAAUCUUGGAAACCCGAUUUUGAAAAGUUUCGGAAAUUUGGUGCGAUAUCACAUGGGAACUGUGGCCUUCGGUUCGUUCAUUAUAGCUCUAGUACAAUUUCUGCGCACCGUACUGAAAGCCUUGAUGUGUUACGUUCGAGAACAUCGGAAUAAAGUCGCUAACUGCGUUCACGACUGUUGCCAGUGUUGUCUUAAAUGUUUCGAACAGGUACUACAGUAUCUCACUCGGAACGCUUACAUCAUGACGGCGAUGCAUGGAGACCCAUUCUGCAAGGCUGGAAAAAAUGCCUUUCGUUUGCUGACCAACAACGCUCUGCGAGUGUUCGCAAUCAACUCGGUGGGUGAUUUUGUAUUGAUCCUUGCAAAAAUUUUCGUAGUAGCAGUUACCUGCCUAAUCGGGAUGGAAUUAAUUCAGAAGAAAAAUGGCCUCCAUCAUCCGUACGUGCCGAUCAUUCUGGUGGGAAUUUUCGCUUAUCUAGUGGCUCACUGUUUCAUGACUGUUUACGAGAUGACAAUCGACACAAUAUUCUUGUGUUUUUGUGAGGAUUGCGAAACCAACGAUGGCAUUAGCAAACCGUACUACAUGUCAAGGGGUCUAAUGGAAUUUGUACAGAACUCCAAAAAGGCAUUAGCGAUACACGACGGCCAAGGUGUUGGCAGCUUGCGCGAAGGAAAGGCAUGGACUGAUGAAGGAUCCAAAAUGAUACCAACCCAAACUAUUUCUGAGACUGUCGACUGAUAUAAGCCUGUAGUUUAUUUUUCUUACUUUUGUAUUACUAAAGUUGUCUUAUUUGUGUGAAUGUG